Messenger RNA from Vombatus ursinus (common wombat), 2139 nucleotides. RefSeq names its product tubulin epsilon 1 (gene TUBE1). The transcript has 12 exons. The record is from RefSeq and is a predicted model, not a curated record. Gene Ontology annotation, biological process: microtubule cytoskeleton organization; mitotic cell cycle. The coding region runs from base 41 to 1471 and encodes 476 amino acids. Gene Ontology annotation, molecular function: structural constituent of cytoskeleton; GTP binding. NCBI's taxonomy places the organism in Eukaryota, Metazoa, Chordata, Mammalia, Diprotodontia, Vombatidae. Gene Ontology annotation, cellular component: microtubule; cytoplasm.
CGGUGUCGGCGCGAGCCGCCGCGGCUGCAGGAGCAGCAGCAUGGCCCAGUCUGUCGUAGUGCAAGUCGGCCAGUGCGGGAACCAGAUUGGCCGCUGCUUCUGGGAUCUGGCCCUGAGGGAGCAUGCAGCUAUCAACAAGAAAGGAAUUUAUGAUGACUCACUGAAGAACUUCUUUAGAAAUGUGGAUACUAGAAGAAAUGGUGAUGGUGUAGAUAUUUCCAAAGGAAAAAUUCGCUCACUAAAAGCACGAGCGGUCUUGAUUGAUAUGGAGGAAGGAGUAGUGAAUGAAAUCCUUCAGGGACCAUUGAAAGAUAUAUUUGAUAGCAAGCAACUCAUCACAAAUGUUUCUGGCUCAGGGAAUAAUUGGUCAGUGGGUUACAAAGUUUUUGGCUCUCAGUACCGGGAUCAGAUUGUGGAGAAACUCAGACAGACAGCAGAGCACUGUGACUGUUUGCAGUGUUUCUUCAUAAUUCACUCCAUGGGAGGAGGGACAGGUUCUGGUCUUGGCACAUUUAUUUUAAAUGUGCUUGAGGAUGAAUUUCCAGAAGUAUACAGAUUUGUGACUUCAGUUUUUCCAUCUGGUGAGGAUGAUGUCAUUACUUCACCAUAUAAUAGUGUUUUGGCAAUGAAGGAACUUAAUGAGCAUGCGGACUGUGUGUUGCCCAUCGAAAAUGAAUCUUUAUUUGACAUCGUUAGUAGAAUUAAUCAGAUGGUAACAUCUGGAAAGCCAGGAACAACUGUGAAGCCAGAGAGUCUGAUAACUUUAAAUGAAGGUGGUAUUAAAAAAAAGCUGCAAGAAAAGCCAUUUGAUACAAUGAAUAAUAUUGUAGGAAAUUUGCUGCUCAACUUAACAAGUUCUGCCAGAUUUGAAGGUUCGCUUAAUAUGGAUCUUAAUGAAAUUACUAUGAAUUUAGUUCCCUUUCCUCAACUUCAUUAUCUUGUUUCAAGUCUCACACCUUUGUAUACAUUGGCAGACGUAAACGUUCCUCCUCGAAGGUUAGAUCAAAUGUUUUCAGAUGCUUUUAGCAAAGACCACCAGCUCAUUCAGGCUGACCCAAAACAUAGUCUCUACCUUGCUUGUGCCUUGUUGGUUCGAGGAAAUGUACAGAUUUCAGAUCUUCGAAGAAAUAUUGAAAGAUUGAAAUCUGCUCUCCACUUUGUCUCAUGGAAUCAAGAAGGCUGGAAAACAAGUCUGUGUUCAGUACCACCUGUGGGCCAUUCUCACUCACUCUUGGCACUAGCAAACAACACCUGUAUAAAACCAACUUUCAUAGAACUUAAAAAGAGAUUCACAAGACUCUACAAGAAAAAGGCUCAUCUUCAUCACUACCUACAGGUUGAUGGAAUGGAGGAAAGUUGUUUUACAGAAGCCGUAUCAUCUUUGUCAUCUCUCAUAGAGAGCUAUAAUGAAUUAGAUGUCACAAAAGGCUUGCCUAUACAUGAUCCACUUAGACUAAAUAUAGUUAUAUGAAAACACAUUCACAAGCUUUUAUUUUCCAUUAGGAAUUUUUUGGUUUCCUGAUGGUCUACUUUUUAGUUUGUGUUCCAUCACUCAGAAAAUCUUGCUUGAUUUUAUCACUCAAGAAAUCUUCGUUGAUUUUUUUCAAAGUAGCAGGCAUCAUUACUGUCUAGGAGAAAAGUUUCCUUUAAGACAGUUUGAUGGAGAUACGCCGUACUGCAUUUGGAAUCAGUGCAACCUUUGAACCAUAUCUACAACCAUUCUGCCUUUACAAGAACCAUAUUUUUUUAGGAUUUAUGAGAAGUAUGAAAUCUAUUUGCCUUUUUAUAACUUGAUAUUCAGGAGUUGUACACUAAUGAAAAGACUGAUGUAAGUAUAUUUUUUGUGUAUGUAACAUUCAGAUUUAUUUUGAAACACUGUAUAGGUACUCCAGUUCUUUUUAAAACUGAUCUGAUAUACUGGGAGUGGUUUAAUAAAAAUAUAAGUAGAUAGUGACUUUAUUGUAGUAAUUGGAGAUGAAAUCAACUUUUGAUUUUUCAUUCAAAAUAAUUCAAAAUUAUUUUAAAAUGUGAUUUUAUUAUACAACCAGAUUGAUUUCAUAGCGGUAAAUGUGCCUUAUUUAUAAAAUGUAUUAUUUAUAAUUACUUUGCACAAUAAAAUCUACACAAAAGUACAGAACU